CAGUUCCCCUCUGAAAAUAUAUGCUGUAGGGUUUAACUCGGGGUUUAAUCAAGAUGGCUGUUGCUAGCGCUCACAGGAUAAGAGGAGGGUCUCUGACGGCGGCUGCCGCCGCUCUCUCCGUCACGGAAUCAAAACUGAAGGUCAAGGCUUGCUCUCCGGAGGUCUGCAAAUUCCUCGGCAUCCCUGACCCUUCUGACCGAUCUCGAUCUCCCACUGCUCUCUUAAUUUCCAAGUUCAUCAGACUCCACAACAAUCAGAGCCCUGGAAUCAAGGACCGGAAUUGGGAGCAGAACUUGAAGACAUUAUUGCACGGCAAAGACAGAGUUGGGUUGCCGGAGGUCACCAGAUUGCUCUCACCGGAAUUUACCUAUUCCACUAUCAAAAGCACCGAUGCAACAGCCACUUUUGGGCAGAUCGAGGCUAACAAAUCCAAGAAAAUAACUGGGAAGGCCAGUAAAAAGUAAAGCAGCAGGAUAUGAUAUCUUGAUCUUAAAAGAGUGUUUAAAUAAUUAUCCUACUUUAAAUGUGUUAUCUUUGCAUGUUGAAUACUUUGAUGUUCUUAUUUCGAGCCAUGGGAUUUGUUUCAUGGUGUUGAUGUUGCUGAAUUGAUUGUUGGACAUAAUGCAUCUUUUGUGGCUAAUCUGAUUAUGAUUAUUGGGAGCUUCUCAUGUAA
This is a messenger RNA of Rosa rugosa (rugosa rose), 673 nucleotides long. RefSeq lists its product as uncharacterized. Lineage: Eukaryota; Viridiplantae; Streptophyta; Magnoliopsida; Rosales; Rosaceae. The record is from RefSeq and is a predicted model, not a curated record. The coding region runs from base 54 to 464 and encodes 136 amino acids. The transcript is spliced from 2 exons.